Molecule: messenger RNA, 2022 nt
Organism: Betta splendens (Siamese fighting fish)
Lineage: Eukaryota; Metazoa; Chordata; Actinopteri; Anabantiformes; Osphronemidae
Product: extracellular calcium-sensing receptor-like
Exons: 4
Coding region: 1-1968 (655 amino acids)
Biological process (GO): G protein-coupled receptor signaling pathway
Cellular component (GO): membrane
Molecular function (GO): G protein-coupled receptor activity
Source: RefSeq, a predicted model, not a curated record
AUGCCCAGUGAUUAUUUCCAGGCAAAAGCUUUGGCAGCAUUGGUCAAUCAUUUUGGUUGGCAAUGGAUUGGAGCCAUACAAUCAGACAAUGACUUUGGCCGAAAUGGGUUACAAGCAUUUACUGAAGAAGUUAAAACAUUUGGGGUCUGCAUUGCCUUUGUUGGAACAAUUCUACGUACAUAUACCAUUGAUAAACUUCUGCACGUUGUAGAAAUGAUCAAACAGUCUACUGUCAAAGUCAUUUUGGGUUUUGCUGCUGAAGGUGACUUCUUCCCUUUGAUGAGAGAGAUAGUGAAACAAAACAUAACAGGGAUUCAGUGGCUUGCUACACAUUCCUGGGUAACAGCAGCUCGACCUUCAUCUGUGGAAAUGUACCAGUCUUUUGCUGGAACCCUUGGGUUUGUGGGUCAAAAGGCUGCUAUGUUGAACCUGAAACCCAUUCUUACAAGCAUAAGUCCUUACAAGGAUCCAAAUGCAGCUUUUGUGAGAGAUUUCUGGGAGAUUAUGGUUGGAUGUAGACCUGUUUUACCUGGGGAGCAAAUUGAUAUUGAGUCAAUAGGUAAAUUAUGCAAAGGUAAUGAGACAAUAAAUUUUCAGGAUAUGUUCUUUGAUGUAACAGAGCUCAGAGACCCUUAUAAUGUGCAUAAAGCAGUUUAUGCAAUUGCACAUGCUCUACAUCAGCUGCUAUUCUGCCAACCAGUUGGAAUAAAAACUGUGAAGCCUUGUUUGAAUUUAUCAGAGCUUCAGACUAAACAGGUCACUGAACAGUUGCAAAUGUUGAAUUUCACAAAUCAGUUUGGAGAUAGCAUCUUCUUUGAUAAAAAUGGAAACCCUCCACCUUAUUAUGACCUAAUUAACUGGCAGCUGAUUAACGGAAAGGUGCAGCAUGUUACAGUGGGUCAUUAUUCUUCUUUUGUUAAUGGUGUUUAUAAGUUAGAGGUUGACGAGGAGGACAUAGCGUGGAGGACAGGAAACGUUCCAACAUCCUCGUGCUCUAAUGUUUGUCCAAUAGGAACCAGAAAAGCUCAAAUUAAAGGAAACCCCUCCUGUUGUUUUGACUGUGUCCCAUGUGCAGCAGAGUGCUCCCCCUGUCCAAGGGAAUACUGGUCAAAUGACAGGAAGGAUGAGUGUAUUCCUAAAACCAUUGAGUUCCUGACAUACCGGGAACCCAUAGGAAUAGCAGUCACAGUGGUAUCACUGCUAGGAGCCUCUCUGUCACUGGCCACGUUGAUGGUUUAUAUCCGCUACAGAGAAACCCCUGUGAUUAAGGCCAGCAACUCUGAGCUGAGCUGUUUCCUGUUGUUCUCUCUCUUGCUGUGUUUUCUAAGUCCUCUCACUUUCAUUGGCAGACCCACAGUCUGGACAUGCAUGCUACGCCACACAGCAUUUGGUGUGACCUUUGCCCUUUGUAUUUCCAGUGUCUUGGGAAAAACUAUUGUUGUUGUCACAGCUUUCAAAGCCACAUUUCCAGGCAACAAAGCUGCAACUAAGUUUGGUCCCUCACAGCAAAGGAUCAUCGUUUGCUCCUGCACUGUGAUCCAGAUAAUCAUCUGUGUAUUGUGGCUUAGGCUGAACCCACCUUUCCCAGACAUGGUUUUCAGAUACAACAAUAAGAAUAUUGUUUUAGAAUGUAACCCAGGCUCUGAGGCAGCUUUCUACGCAGUGCUGGGCUACAUAGGACUGCUGGCAAUAACAUGUUUAGUUCUGGCAUUUCUAGCUAGAAAGUUGCCUAAUAACUUUAAUGAGGCUAAGUUCAUAACAUUUAGUAUGCUGAUAUUCUGCGCAGUGUGGAUCACCUUCAUCCCAGCCUACAUCAGCUCUCCAGGAAAGUUCACUGUAGCUGCUGAAACAUUUGCAAUUUUGACUUCAGCAUUUGGCUUAUUAAUUUGCAUCUUUGUACCUAAAUGCCACAUUAUUUUUAUCAAACCAAAGAAAAACACCAAAAGACACAUUAUGGGAAAGUUCUAAAGUACUAGUUUAUUUUUUUAUUAGUAGUAAUGUAGUAGUAAUUAGUAAUGUAGC